This is a messenger RNA of Exophiala bonariae, 672 nucleotides long. RefSeq lists its product as uncharacterized. The record is from RefSeq and is a predicted model, not a curated record. The transcript has a single exon. The coding region runs from base 1 to 672 and encodes 223 amino acids. NCBI's taxonomy places the organism in Eukaryota, Fungi, Ascomycota, Eurotiomycetes, Chaetothyriales, Herpotrichiellaceae.
AUGGCACCCCCAUCCAUCGCAAACAAUUGGCUAGAUCUGGUCAACUUUGAGGUUCCCGGUGCCAUCCUCAGUAACCUCAAUGCUCGAGGGAUAAAGUGGCAGAAGAUCGAGAAUGCGUCGGGCAAUCUGAUCAACCUCGACACGUACAGUGUUGUGAUCGAUCAAUUUCCCGUCCGAAAUGGCCAACGCAUGGGGGCGGCCGAUUUCCUUUCCUUAUUCCGCAAGAACAUCAACACCUUCAUCAACACGACGUGGGCCAUUUUCUCGCCAUUCGACGCUUCACUCGAUGCCAAGUGGGCGACAAAUAGUCCACUGGGUGCAGCUAUCAAAAUCGAUGCUUUUGGUCCAGACAAUGCCGCGGUGGUUGUCUCCGAGUUUUCCACCCUUCGCUGGCGGUUUUCAACCAUCGAAACGCUCUUUUCGGGUGGGACAGGGACCCACCCGGUGAGUGGGACUCGAGAGUUUGGCAUGCACAAUGGGAAUAUCUUAUAUACACGAGGUGCCGAUCGGACCACGGGUGCUUUGGAGUCUGCGUUCGAGGGAGGCGCUGUUUGGAUCGCUGACCGGCUGUGGCGGAGCAUGCAAGACACCACCGUGGAGUGGAUCAACAGCAACGGUGGAUCUGCCAGCCUCGUGAACCCCACGAUCAAUACUCUUCCUUGGUGGGGUUAA